AAGGAAAUAUUUACGUCAGCCACGUUGGAAGUGCCAAGUUGGUGUUUUUAUGGUAAAAUAUUUAAUAAUUAAAAAUUAAAGAAAACCACGAGUUCCAAAUUAAAGAGGAUUUUAUUACUUAACUGUUCAAAAACGAUUGUAAACUUUUUAAGUUUUAAUAACUCAGUAAUAGCCAUUAAAAGUGUGACAUAAUUAAGGAAUAAAAGAGAUCAAAAGAGAUAGCUAUUUGUGUGUUUAAUAUUCAGUGAGAUCGUGUCGUCAAUAUGAAACUGAAGGAGUUAAAGAGGACUGUGAACGUGAGCUGGUCCCCGGCUGAUCAUCACCCGGUAACGCUUGUUGCCGGCUCGGCGGCCCAGCAAGUUGACGCGUCUUUCAGCUCAAGUUCAUACUUAGAACUGUAUUCGUUGAAUUUAGAAGACCCUAGUUAUGAUUUGAAACAGAUAUCCAGUUUGCAAACACAACAUAAAUUCCAUAAGAUAGAAUGGUCAGGUGCCGGAAUUAUCAUAGGAGGCUGUGAUGGUGGAUUAUUAGAGUUUUACAGUGCUGAAAAACUGUUGAACAAUGCCAGUGAUGCUUUACUUGGAAGCAGUACGAAGCAUAGUGGACAUGUCUCCGCUUUGGAUGUUAAUCCAUACCAGAAGAAUCUGUUGGCCUCAGGAGCGUCAGAAAGUGAGAUAUUCAUAUGGGACCUGAACAACACAAGUCAACCAAUGGCUCCUGGCACUAGGAGCCAACCAUAUGAUCAUGUGCAGGGCUUGGCUUGGAAUCAGCAGGUACAACAUAUUCUAGGUUCAACGUUCGCGACAAGGUGUGUCGUCUGGGAUCUCAGAAAAAAUGAACCCAUCAUGAAAUUAAGCGACUCCCAGUCCCGCAGCCGGUGGCGCGCCGUGAGCUGGCACCCCGGGGUCGCCACGCAGCUCUGCCUUGCCUCCGAGGACGACCAGGCGCCCGUCAUACAGCUCUGGGACCUCAGGCUGGCGGCGUCGCCGGUGGUGUCGCUGGAGGGGCACGGCAAGGGCGCGCUGUCCAUGUCGUGGUGCGCGCAGGACGCCGACCUGCUGCUCUCCGCCGGGAAGGACGGCCGGGUGCUGUGCUGGAACCCGAAUACCACUAAACCGGGUGGCGAGGUGGUGGCGGAGUGCGCGGGGUCGGCGCAGUGGGUGUUCGAAGUGCGCUGGUGUCCGCGCGUGCCCGCCCUGUUCGCCGCCGCUGCUUUUGACCAGCGCCUGGCUGUGCACUCGGUGCUUGGAGGCGCCGCAGCUGAUACGAGUAGUCAGAGUCAGAGCAACAUCAUGGACUCGUUCGGCGCCGAGUCGUUCAGCCAGCUGCCGGCCGUGCGGGGCGCGCAGGGGGCGGGGGGCGGCGCGGGGGCAGGCGCGGGGGCCGGGCGGGGGGCGCUGGCGGCGCCGCCACGUUGGAUGAAGCGCCCGGUGCGGGCCAACUUCGGGUUUGGUGGUAAACUGGUGACGUUUGAGAAGUGUCCGCAACAAGAGGGCGGCGCUCAGAGACUGGUGCACAUUAGCCAGGUGGUGAGCGAUCCGGAGAUAGUGGAGCUGGCAGCGGAGUUGGACGCGGUGCUAGGUUCGAGUCCCAGCCAAGACCCCGAGGCCAACCAGCGGCUCGCCGAGUACUGCCGACAGAGGGGUGACGCGGCAACCGACCAGAACGAGCGCUACACGUGGUUCUUCCUGCGAGCCAACUUCCUGCCUUCCUUCCGGUCCGAAGUACUCAAUCUACUUGGGUUCAGACAAGACGAGAUCCCGUCGAAGUUCAAAACCCUGGACAUGUCCGGAGACGAAGCGCCGCCCGACCCAGCCCUGCCGCACGUGGAGGGGCUGUCGCUGCUGGACCGCAAGCUGGCGGACGUGGAGUCGGAGCCCGCGGUCAGCGACGUGCACAUACCCAACGGCGACGAUGAGACGAGCAUGAUAUGCCGCGCGCUGGUGUGCGGCAACCUGGAGGAGGCCGUGGAGCUGUGCCUGGCGGCGGAGCGGGUGGCCGACGCGCUCGUCAUCGCCUCGCUCGGCAGUCAAGAGCUAGUGUACAAAGUGCAGAAGUACCACCUGAACCGCACGUGCGCGGAGCCGGUGUCGGCGCUGGCGGACGCGCUGCUGGCGGCGCGGUGGGGCGCGCUGCUGGCACGGACCGGCGCGCGCGCCUGGCGCAGCGUGCUGGCCGCGCUCGUCACGCACUGCGACACCGACGCGCUGCCGCACUACUGUGAAACUUUAGGGGAUAAGUUAUCCAAGGAGUCAGAUCCAGCUCUGGUGCAGGCCGCCACGAUCUGCUACCUGUGCGCCAUGAGCCCCGAGCGGCUGGCGCGGGUGUGGGGGGCGCUCCCCCCGCGCCACGCCGCGCCCCCCGCGCUCCUCGCGCACCGCGCCGCCGCCCUGCGACACGCGCAGCUACAGUCCGGCGGUAAACUGGAGACAAUACUGAACGAGUACGCGCUGAACCUCGCCUCACAAGGCUGUUUGCAGAGCGCCCUGCUGGCCGCGCAGGACUCCGGGUCCGACGACCUCAAGCAGCGGCUGCAGAGGGCGCUGGGAAUCACGCGAGACCCCGCGCACAAGGCCCGGGCGCCGGCACACGGAGGGGCGCGCGGCUACGGGCGGCGCGAUGACGUCACGGCGCACUACAACUCCGCCGUCCCGCCGCAGUACGAUCCGUCGCCAUGGCAGCAGUCCACAGUCUCAGCGCACCAGUACUCGCAGCCGCCUCUUGCACCCCUCGCUCCGCAGCCUCUCGCCCCCCAAACGUUCGCCCCCCAGCCCCUAGCCCCACAGCCCCUCGUCCCCCAGCCCCCCGCCCCGCAGCCGCCCCCGCCCGCGGCCCCGCCCCGCCCCGGAAGCGUCGGGCCUACAGCUGGCGGCCUCGCGUCGCGCUCCAAGUACCGGGUGGACCCCUCCGUGCAGCCCGCGCCGCCCUGCGCCCCCUACCCCGCCCGCCCCUACACGCCCACACACCCCGCAGUCAACGGCACCUACUACAACCCUCCAGGUGUGGAGACGGGGGUGCCCGUGGUCCCCACCCAGAACAAGCCCGCGGCCCCCGGCUGGAACGACCCGCCGAUGCUGUCGUCUAAACCUAAGGCUAAAUCGGAGACGCCCGUACCAGCUCAAGCGCCGAUAACGCAUCCGUUGUUCGGAGUGGAGCCCCCGCAGCACAUACCCUUAGCCCCCGCACCCGGGCAGUACCCCGGGAUGCAACCGGGGCAGUACCAGGGCUCACAGUUCCCGGCACCACAACCGUCGGUCGGACAAUAUUCGAUUGUACAACAACCAAUCGGACAAUACCCAGGAGGACAACAACACAUUGGACAAUAUCCGGGGGCACAACAACCGGAUGGGCAGUAUCCUGGGGCACAACAGCUCGGUGGACAGUACCCCGGGGCACAAUACCCGGGCGGGCAAUACCAAGAUCAGCAAUAUCAGGCUCAGUAUCCCCCACAACCACCUCCACAACAAUACACUCCUCAGGUGGAGCCUCAGCCCGCCCCCAAGCCCCCGCUGCCGCCCCCCCUCGCGGCGCUGCAGGACACGUUCGACGGGCUCCGGGAGCAGCUCGCGCGCGCCUCCACCAGCUCGCUCGUGAAACGGAAACUGGAAGAUGUACAGAGAAGACUGGAGACCAUGUACGACUUGCUGAGGGAGGACCGGCUGUCGGAGAGCUGCGUGUGUGCGCUGACAGAGAUGUCUGCGUGUGUGCGCGCGGGGGACGCGGGGGGCGCGCUGCGGGGCGCGGGGGCGCUGGCAGCGGGGGGCGACUUCGCGGCCGUCGCCAGCUUCCUGCCCGGACUCAAGACGCUCUUCCAGCUCGCCGCCGCCGAGCACGCGCCGCGAUAGUAGCCCCCCCCUCCUGCAACUAGAACUAGAACACCUGCCUCAACCCCCCUGAAUUGUCUUUGAAGAGAAGUCCGGUGGCAAUACACUGCAUAAUUACUAUUAUCAUUAACUGUACUCUCGAAAUGCGACUGACGAAUUCACCAAAGAUGCGCCGACGCAGAAAGCUCUUAGUUAACACAGCUUAACGGGCCGAAAAGAUGCAGCACGAUAUUUUCUCUUUUAAAAACAUAUUUACCUUUCUUGUAAAAUAGUUAAAUAGAUUCUAAAUUAAAUCUAUUCCCAAAAACAACUGGAGUUCAUGAUCAGACUACUAGACCUACUCCUCCCUCAUACAUCUUCGAUAUUGGACGUGGUUAUGCAAUUGUGUUAUUGUAAAUUAAAAUUAAACUGCUAUUGCAGGGCUUGUUACAUAAUAAUUAAAUCAAGUAAUUGUAUAACGUUAUCAAUAAAAAAUAAUCAAAGUCGAUUAUUGAGUGCGUAAUCGUCUUAUCUUGUGUUUUAUUGAAACAAACAACUGCUAAUGAAAAUAAAUAUUUCUUAUGUGAUCAAAAUACAUAAUAAUAUUAUAUACAUAUAAUUCGUGUUAUAGACACUGAUGUAGGUUUGUUUGUCCGAGGGUUUUCACGCCCAGACCGACGUACUCGUGUUGACCAAACCUUGGAGAGUAAUAAUGGGAAUCCAACACACGUUGUUAAGUGCAGUCGGGCGGAAAAUUAAUAUUUUCAUAUAGAUAAUUAUAUUUACGAUUUAAGUACCGUCUAUGUUUAAUACGAAUUGCGAUUUCCUUGGAGCUAGCUCACGGUGCAUGACGGUAUCCCGGGACCACACUGCUGGCGCGAGCGACUCCCAUAGAGUACAGCUGAAAACCGAAGUCAACGACCUACUGUGUCAUGUAAAGCAGCCUUUCUCAAAGUGGGCGAUAACGCCCCCUUGUGGUCGCUGCAGGCUUAAUGGGGGGCGGUAAUAGACCCAGAAAAAAAUGGGAGCGUUGUGUAGAGGCUUGGGAGGCGAUUUUUAAUUUCAUCUAGGAGGACUCUUAGACACUGACUGAGCUCUCGCUAUAGUGGUUUUUAAGUAGGUGAAAAAAGGGGGCGCUAAAAAUAAUUUAUUCUCAAAGUGGGCAGUAGACAAAGAAGUUUGGGAACCACUGAUGUAAAGGAAAAACUACCUUCCUUACAGAUUAUUUAUACACAUUAGAGGAUAACGAAAAAUAAACUUAAUAAAACAAUACAUGAAUAUUGCUUACAAGGAUAUAUUCAUUUCGUAUCUCGUGGGGUGCCUGGGUGUUAAUUACGCAUUAUUUUCGCUUCGAUUUCGCGCCGAGUACUAUAUAUUAUUCUGUUUGAACUCUUUGGGUUCAUCUCGUGUCCAAACACAUGAAGGGUGCGUUUAACGGGUGUUAGUUGCUGUUACUAAUCCAUUUUUGUGAAUGUCAUCAUCUACUUAAAGUGAAUUCACGUGUUUGUUAAUAAAAAUACUAUGUAUCAAUUGGUCAUAAUUAUUUAUUAAAAUAAUAAUGUAUAAAAUUUAAUGAUUUAUUAAUAUCCAAUAGGGGCGUUAACCUAUUCUUGUGUGCAAUGUCACAUAAUUAACAAAUCCGUUCGCCUUAGAUAUAUCGACUUUUCGCAUUAAAAGUGUGCAAUUUCCAAAAAUAUUCUAUAUUGAGUUAAUAUGCGUAAUCAUUUUGUAUCACCAGUAUUUUUCUCAUACAUACAUAAUGUCAAAAGAGCGUAGUUUAGUUUUAGUUUCUUUUUUUGGUUUACCUAUUUUUUGACUACUAUUAAGAAAAUUAAUACAUAAUUUUAUAUUACUUUAAAAGACAGAUUAAUGUAACUGGUAAAAAAUGAAAAAUAAAUAUUGCAAAGAUGAUUAGUAUUAAAAAUAUCAUAUUAUGUUAAACCUUUAAAGCACUCUCCUGUAAAAUUACUAAGUUUUGAAAUUAUACAGUUUUAAUACGAGAAGACGAUAUAUUAAAGAUUAAUAUCAUGUUAUUGUUGUGACAGUGAAACAUGCGCACGCAUCUGUGCUCGGAUUAUUCUGAAAAGUUUUUGACAACCCUAUUCUGCCAUUUUUGUUUGUCAUUAAUUUGUGUAAUUUCAUUGUAGGUGCUGAAUGUUUAUUAAAACAAUAUCAUUUAACGGAAUUAAAUUAUAAAUGUGCAUUUAAUUUAUUGGUAUUAAUUAAUAAAUGAAAUUGUAUUAAGUUAAUUUAAUUUUAGUUUUUUUCUUCUUCUGAAAAUACAAGAUGUAGGUAAUAUAAUAUUUCGCAGUACACUAAAGUUUUAUUUUUAUUUGUAAUUUAAUUUUGAUAUGAACAAUUUGACACAAAACAUUCAAUUAAAAAUCUCGCUUUUUGUGGCUGAAGAAAAAGUCAAUACAUAAAGUUAAUACAGUGCAGUAAAGACCAUGAAAAUUAUACAAAAUAUACUUAAAUGUUUAGCUCAAAACGUGGCGUCAAUUGAAAUGAGUGUGGUCGCAGCUAUGCUAUCUAGCUCAUGCGGAUCUUUGAAAGGAAGUCAUUAAUGUUAAUUAUCACAACAUUUAUUUGGUCACUAUCAGUAACGUUAAAGUUUUGUAUGUCAGCGUUCUUACUGUUACAAUGUGUCCUGUAUCAUUGUGAUAACGGUACCACACAGCGAGGACCACGCCUAUGUAAUACCUGGAUUAUCUUAUCGUGUAGUUGAAAACUCAAGUCAAACAAACUCCACUGCCCACGAACUUAUGUACAUAUAUUAAUGUAUAUGUAUAUAUCGAUUAUUAUCGAUAAAAAUGUUUUCGUUCGAUUGUUCGCGCUCUGUUCAAAUAUCGACGAAUAACACUUCAGUCGUGAGUGUUCAGGAAAACUAAAGUAUUUUCGUGAAAAAUAAUAUAUACGCGAAAUUAAAUCUGAAUAGUUUUUUUUAAUUAGGGCUGUGACAGUCGCAGUCUUGAGAUAAGUAUCGAUGUCACGUGUUCCUUUGUAGUUCCUAAAUCGUAUUUUGCUGAUAUUUAAUUUGUCUUACUGUCUCACUGAUUAUACACCUAACUCUCAAAUCAACCGUAGAAUGAAUUUCGCAGUUUGAUACUGUGGGUUCGUCCAAACUGCAAUGGAAACUAGCAUUUGACUAGUUCCAUGCACUUGAAUUAUAAAGUUAUAAGAACUUGUUUAUAGAGAGGCUUAUUUAAUUCAGAAAACCUGAUGACAAGAAAUUAUCCUUAGAAAUUAAGUACCUUAAGACUUUGAAUUUAAGGUUUAGUCGGACUUUUCCACAAUUGCUAUUGUCGAGGGUUUUAUUAUCGACAUAUUAUCGGUCACUAUUACAACACUGGGCAGUUAUUUAAUUUGUUCAUAUCUAAAUAACUCUUAAGGGCUGAUAUUUGAAUCAUCAAAUAAACGUUGACGAUCUAUUAAAUUAUAGCCCGGCUGAAUAUCAAAGUGAAACUACUGAAUUAUUUUAAUAGGUCAAAAAGUAGAUUAGAAUUAUGCGCGUAUUUUGUCUGAUUAUUCUGAUUUCGAAUAUAAAAUGAGCCUUAAAAUAUGUUAUAAAUGUAAUUAAAACAUGUUACAAGUUAGUGCGCGUCGUCAUCAUUUCUGUCAUCGAUAUUAAUGCGGUAUAUACUCUAACGUAUAUAUUUAUUUACACUUUAUAAAAAUAAUGUUAUAAUGAUUUCUUUAGCUAUAAUUAUUUUCUUUUUAAUAAAUUAACAAAUCCUAAUUAAUAUAUUGUUUAAAGGCAAAGAAAGUUGCAUAAUACUAUAUACUUAAUUUUUAUAACAAAAUAUAUUUUUAGAUAUUG
Bombyx mori (domestic silkworm) is the source of this 7620-nucleotide messenger RNA. RefSeq names its product protein transport protein Sec31A (gene Sec31). Gene Ontology annotation, cellular component: COPII vesicle coat; endoplasmic reticulum exit site. Lineage: Eukaryota; Metazoa; Arthropoda; Insecta; Lepidoptera; Bombycidae. Gene Ontology annotation, molecular function: protein binding; structural molecule activity. The transcript has 24 exons. The record is from RefSeq and is a predicted model, not a curated record. Gene Ontology annotation, biological process: intracellular protein transport; endoplasmic reticulum organization; COPII-coated vesicle cargo loading. The coding region runs from base 264 to 3845 and encodes 1193 amino acids.